This is a messenger RNA of Anopheles nili, 482 nucleotides long. Its product is annotated as protein FAM107B. The transcript has 2 exons. The coding region runs from base 72 to 482 and encodes 136 amino acids. Lineage: Eukaryota; Metazoa; Arthropoda; Insecta; Diptera; Culicidae. The record is from RefSeq and is a predicted model, not a curated record.
AUCAACAGCAGAGGAGACGACGUGCAUUGUCGGGUGAUAGAGUCAUCACAGGCAGCUCGCCCGGAGCGGGAAUGAUGCGACCAAUCAACUCCAACCAGAGCGUCAUGACAGACGCCCAAGGUUUGAUAGUGCCAAAGAAGCUGGUUAACCCGGUGCUCGAGUCUAUCGACCGUCAGAACCUGCACCGGGAGAUGAUGUUCAACCAGAAGAUUGGGAAGAGCGUACUCAACCAGAAGACGGAACUCCAGCGUGCUCUCGAGAAGCAAAAGGAACGUCAGGUGUUGGCGGCGCAAAACCUAACCAAGCAGACAGAGCAAACAAUCGCCAGCGAGCUGGGACGUGUCAUUAUGCAACGAGCUCAGCGACUCGAGCAGCAGAAAGGUGGCAGUGGAACAGCUGGUGCAGAGCCUCCAGGAGGUUCCAUUAAUCCGGAGUACUUGAAUGCACGCGCUAAGCUGCGGGCUACGGUUGAUACGAAAUGA